GACUGUACGGGGAGGGGCCGCCAGAGACACGUCAAGAGACCCUGAGAAAGUGAAAGGAAGCGGCCGCAAAGCAACAGGAUAAGCACAGUACAAGUAGGAAACACGGAAGGCUGUAUGAGCUGAGUGAAGCCUGCGAGCUUUCACACCGCUGCUACUCAUCGCAAGGCGGGCAUGACCCACUUUCUGGGAGCCUGCACUAUCCUCUGUUGAUUUUUGCAUUGGCUAGACUUCACAUCUCAUGCAAUGAGGAUCCAUCUAAGAAGAGGGCCACUGAUCGUGAAAACAUGCAUACUGUUUGGCCUGUUUAUGAUCACAUACGUAGUAGUAGAACUUUCCGUUUCUACUUUGCACUCUUCAGGAGUUAGUCCUACGACCAAAAAAAGGUGGGAAAGGGAAUUUGCUGCCACAGAGGAGCAAAUGGAGGACAUGAGUCGCUCAGUUUACAUAAAACCACCCCCAGAUCCUAACUCACCCGGGGAAUGGGGCAAGGCUGCUCGUCUGCAACUGAAUCCAACGGAGACCAAAUUACAGGAUGAAAGCAUUGAAAAAUAUGCUAUUAAUAUUUUUGUGAGUGACAAAAUAUCAUUGCAUCGACACAUACAAGACAACAGAAUGUAUGAAUGUAAAUCAAAGACCUUCAACUACAGAAAGCUUCCUACAACAUCCGUUAUUAUUGCUUUCUACAACGAGGCUAUGUCAACUUUGCUUCGAACAAUACACAGUGUUUUAGAAACGUCUCCUUCAGUGCUUCUGAAAGAAAUUAUAUUAGUCGAUGACUUCAGUGACAAAGUUUACUUGAAGUCCCAACUUGAAACUUACAUUAGUUCCUUGCAAAGGGUCCGUUUAAUAAGGACCAACAAGCGUGAAGGGUUGGUGCGUGCUAGGCUGAUCGGUGCUACGUACGCCAUAGGAGAUGUUCUAACGUUUCUGGACUGUCAUUGUGAGUGUGUCUCUGGCUGGUUAGAACCACUUCUGCAGAGAAUUGCUGAAAAUGAAACUGCCAUUGUCUGUCCGGUGAUUGACACCAUAGACUGGAACUCGUUUGAGUUUUACAUGCAGACAGGAGAGCCCAUGAUAGGAGGGUUUGACUGGCGGUUAACCUUCCAGUGGCAUGCAGUCCCAGAAAAAGAGCGCAAGAGGAGGAAAUCCAGGAUAGACCCUAUCAGAUCUCCAACUAUGGCAGGAGGAUUGUUUGCUGUGAGCAAGAAAUACUUUGAAUACCUUGGAACCUAUGACAUGGGGAUGGAGGUCUGGGGAGGAGAAAAUCUUGAACUAUCAUUUAGGGUCUGGCAAUGUGGAGGAUCUUUAGAGAUUGACCCAUGCUCUCACGUUGGACAUGUGUUUCCUAAGAAGGCUCCUUACGCAAGGCCAAAUUUUCUGCAGAACACAGCCCGAGCCGCAGAAGUGUGGAUGGACGGCUAUAAGGAGCACUUUUACAACCGUAACCCACCUGCCAGAAAGGAAAGAUAUGGAGAUAUUUCAGAACGAAAAGUGCUUCGGGAAAAGCUACAGUGUGAAAGUUUUGAUUGGUAUUUGAAAAAUGUUUUUCCUGAUUUGCAUGUGCCAGAAGAUCGUCCCGGCUGGCACGGGGCGAUACGUAGCACAGGAAUAUCAUCUGAGUGUUUGGAUUACAAUGCCCCAGAUCACAACCCUACUGGAGCUCACCUUUCUCUGUUUGGAUGCCAUGGACAAGGCGGUAAUCAGUUUUUUGAAUAUACCACAAACAAAGAGAUUCGCUUUAAUUCGGUUACUGAAAUAUGUGCCGAAGUACCAGACCAUCAGACCUACAUCGGAAUGCGGCAUUGCCCGAAAGAUAAUGAUCCAAUUCCUGAGAACAUCAUCUGGGAAUUUCGAAACGAUGGAACAAUCUACCAUCCACAUUCAGGAACAUGCCUUAGUUCAUACCGUACACCUGAAGGCCGUGGAGAUGUACAAAUGAAGGCUUGUAACACUUUGGACAAAAACCAGCAAUGGAAGUUUGAGAGGUAGAAGAACUGGAGGAACCACGCAACGCAGACUGAAAACUGAUUUUUGCAGCUAUAACAAAACAAAAA
Messenger RNA from Spea bombifrons (plains spadefoot toad), 2054 nucleotides. It is a transcript of the gene GALNT4, whose product is annotated as polypeptide N-acetylgalactosaminyltransferase 4. Gene Ontology annotation, cellular component: Golgi apparatus. The transcript has 11 exons. The record is from RefSeq and is a predicted model, not a curated record. Lineage: Eukaryota; Metazoa; Chordata; Amphibia; Anura; Pelobatidae. Bases 244 to 1989 code for a protein of 581 amino acids.